Molecule: messenger RNA, 3625 nt
Organism: Nasonia vitripennis (jewel wasp)
Lineage: Eukaryota; Metazoa; Arthropoda; Insecta; Hymenoptera; Pteromalidae
Product: arginine/serine-rich protein PNISR
Exons: 13
Coding region: 658-3384 (908 amino acids)
Cellular component (GO): presynaptic active zone; nuclear speck
Molecular function (GO): RNA binding
Source: RefSeq, a predicted model, not a curated record
GCAGGCCCACCGAAUGUGAUUAACCAAUAGGCAUCUCGGCUUCGCGGAUUAAAACAUCUCGAUCUAGCCAAAGUUCUAACCUAGCGACAAAUCAAGCUAUACAAUAAUCGUAGAGCGAGCGACUCUACAUUUCAAAGGUGUAUCUAUAUACGAAUCUUCUGCCUACAAGUCUACAAACUGCAGGCUACAGUAUACACAUAGGUUACCUAGCGUACCAUACUUGCAGUCUUCAAAAAUAGAUGCUGCGGUGUUUCUGACGGCGAGUGGUGCUUUCUUUCUUUCUUUCAGUCUGUCUCUUUCUCCCUCCGUCUCGGCUCCCUUACGUUUUCUUUCCACUUAAGCGUUAGUAAUACAAGCCGAUUGUUGAUAUUUAUUUGCCAUUAGGCUCGACACUUGCAAUAUGUAGCGUAUUGUACUAUUUACGCAUAUCUAUGUGUAUUUUCGUGUGAAAGAAAUAAAAAAAAAUACGACAAGUCGAGUUAUGAGCACAGGAAUUUGUUUCCAUUUUACUUGGCUCUACUCUAGUACACUAUAAACAUCGCUUUGACAGCUUUGACAUGAUAGUUUCUAAACAAACAUUGUUUCACUCAAGUACAAUCCUUACAUGCAGUGGAAAAAUCUUGUGCACAAAAAAUUUAGUGGUGUGUAUGAGCUUACAUGAAGAAACAAGCAUCGAUGAAGAUGAGCGAAGAUAUGUUUGAGGGUAAGGACUAUCCAACUCAAUGGGCCUUGAAUCCCGCAGCUUAUCAAAAUAUGAACAGUGACCAAGUUGAUUGGGCUGCCUUGGCGCAGCAAUGGAUCAAGAUGAAGGAAACUUCCAUUCCACCAGCACCACCACCACCAUCAAUAGCGGAUGAAUUGCAAUGUUUAUCAUCAAACAAUGGAGGUGGAGAAGCACCUAUGGACAUGGAUACCAAAGAUGAUGAAAUUCCACCUGCCCCACCAGCUCCAAACAUCAGUGGAACAGAUGACUGGAAUCAAUGGAAUCAGUGGGGCAGUCAUUGGAAUCAAAAUUCUGCCACUUCAGGAAACUGGGAAUGGAAUAACAGCAUUCCGCCUGGAUUGGAUGGAAAAUCUGUUGGAAUCUCAAGUGUUUCUAAUAAUGUGAUUAUUCCACCACCUGCACCUACGAUAUCAUCUACUAGUCCACCAUUUCCUAAUCACUGUAGUCAGUCUACUGCAGUUCAACCAGCAGCACCGCCUAUACCUCCUUCUUUUGGAUAUAGCACAAUGCCGUUAUCCCAGUCACAAUUCAGCAAUCAAGUUUCUUCAAAUACUUUUUGGAACAAUGAACACCAACAUCCUGUUACUCCAGGAACAACUGUUCCCAUUCAGUCAAAUCCUUUUAUAAAAGGCUUGCGUCAAAACAGCAAUAGAAUUCCACUUGUACCUCCACCUGCUAGUACAUUAGCAACACCAGAAAUGAUAACGUCUAGAAAUCGAGAAAUACGAGAUAGAACACCUGAAGAUGAUUUCGCGAGUACAUUAGAUACCGUAAAACGGCGACAGCUUCCAGCAUGGAUUCGUGAAGGUCUUGAGAAAAUGGAAAGAGAAAAGCAGAAAGCCGUUGAACGGGAAAGGCAGGAAAUUCUCAGAAAACAAGAAUUGGAAGCUCUCAAGGAAAUUGAAGAUCAAGCACGAGCGGUUCUCAAUCCAAGUAGAAGUAAAUUUGAUUCUGACUCUGAAAAAGAAACAACUGAGCAUGAGUAUGAUGAUGAUAAUAAAGUGAGCAGCAACAGUAAUGAAGAAAAACAAUCACCAAAAGAUAAUUCCAAACAACAGCACAGUCCCGACUUAAUGCGUCCAAGAAAAACUCGUUUUCGUGAUGCAGCUUCACCAGUUGUUCAUACACGUACAGUUGUGACUACUCAUAAAGAAAAAAGUCCUGACAAUAUUUCUGUGUCAGUGGCAUUGCGACAAAAUAAGGAAGAAAUGUUACAAAAUUUAAUGCUUAAAGUCCGUCGAUCUCUUACGGAAAUUCUACUGGAAGUAACGAAUGAUGAAAUCAGUUCUGUAUGUAAAGAAGUUUGGAGACGCCAUUGUAGCAAAGCACCCACAGGACAUGGUUCAAUCACCGCAUCUCAUACUGCAGCGCCAGUGUCUCAGAUCACUCGCAAACUUGGUUUGGGCAUCUAUGGUGACAGCAACAGUGAAUCCGAGGAUGAACAUGUUUCUAAUCAUGAGCACUCUCAACAAAGUCCUGGAGAUAAUGACAGUGAAGAAGAGUUGAAGGAAACUUUAAGACGUCGCCAACAAGCUUUUCGUCGUACUGAAGCCGAAAUUGAAGCACGACUAGCCGAGGAAGAAGAAGAAGAAGAAGAAGACGAAGAUCGUGUGAAAGUUAAACGAUCGGGAGAGCAAGAAGAAACAGAGAACUUGCGGAAAAGAAGUGAAGGUUCAUCAAGAGAUGAUCAAAACUCAAGGGAAAAGGAUGUAAGGAAUGAAGGUAGAGGGAUGGAAAGGCGUUUAAGAAAGGAUUCUGGUAUGGGUAAUACUAGCGGCUUCAAAAUAGUUGACAGUGAAAUAGACACAAGUUCUAAAUCAACAGUGGCUGAUAGUGCAAGGCUUGCUGAAGGCAACGUGUCAUCAAGUUCCGAAAGUGCUGACCAUUACAGUUCAUCAAAACGGACCGCACGUUCUAGUAAGAGUAAAAGUAGUAAAAGUUCUUCGCGCAAGAAACUUUCGCGUUAUGGUGAAAAUGCAAAAGACGGCUCAUCCAGUCGAAGCAGAUCUAGAAGUAAAAACAAGUAUUCGUCCAGGGAAGGUUCGUGCGGAUCUUCCCGAUCUUCUGGGAAACUAGAAACGGCCUCGACUCUUGUUCUCAACAGAACUAGUGCAGAUGUUCUUGGGAUUGACAGCGGGAAUGCUAGUAGCAAUCGUAAUCGUGCCACGAACAAGCGAGUCAAAAAUCAUACGCAUAAAAGCACCGAAAAGCAAUAUUUUAAAUCAAAAUCUAGAUCAAGCUCUCGAUCUGACAAUAACCGCUCAAAAUCUAGAUCGAAAUCUCAUUCAAGAUCUACUUCAAGAUCUAGAUCAAAUAGAACAAAACGAUCGCGGUCGCGUUCAGGUUCUCGCAGAAGACGCCGUAGUCGAGCUCGUAAAAGAUCUCGCUCUCGCUCUCACUCUCGAACACGAACACGAACACGAACUCGUUCUCGAUCGCGUUCAGGUUAUAGGUCUCGAUCUCGUAGGCGUUCGAGAUCUUCUUAUAGUCACAAGAGUACAGGUACGAGUAAAAAGCGAGACACACGUUCUCGUUCUCUCGAACGUUCAAAACGCUCAAGAUCAAAUACCCGAAGUUCAAAGAGCCAUUAUUAUCGCCAUCGCCAUCAUUAUCGUCAAGAUCGAGAUGGUAAGAAGUCGACGCAUCGCUACGAGGACUGAAUGUAUCUUCUUUCAAUUGCAAAGGUCAGCCUAUUAGUUUGCUACUCUUUUCCGUGACAUAGGCAACAGAAAUAAAAGCAAGUUUUUUCAAGUUUCUGAAUUCAUAAUGUCAUUAGUCAAAAAGUAUGGAAAGUGUAAUUAAAAAAUAUUGCAUUAAAUAAUGCAGUUGUAACAGUUGUAUAAUAAAUCUUGUUUUCCAACUUUCACAAAAACUGUAAUAAAAUAUAUUUACUUGUACUUA